GUUAAACCCUUUUCUUAGUCUUUUCCUACUUGUAAACAUACCCCAAUAAUUGAAUCGGUCGUUUUUAUAUCUAAGGAGCCGAAAUACCUCCAACGCAUCGUUUCCCUCUGUAGUCUCAAUCCACCCCAAUUGCCUCUCCCUAUUGUUCUAGAUACUUCUUCUGAGCUCCAAUGGCGUCCGAUCUGGAGACUAGGGCUAAAGAGGCCUUCAUCGACGACCACUUUGAACUCGCCGUUGACCUCUACACUCAAGCCAUAGCGAUGAGCCCUAAGAACCCUGAGCUUUUCGCCGACCGUGCUCAAGCCAAUAUCAAACUCAACUACUUCACAGAAGCUGUUGUUGAUGCGAACAAGGCCAUUGAGCUGGAUCCUAAAAUGUCAAGAGCAUAUUUACGCAAGGGGUUGGCUUGUAUGAAGCUUGAAGAAUACCAAACUGCAAAGGCAGCUUUGGAAACUGGUGCUAGUUUAGCACCGGGAGAGUCAAGAUUCACAAAGCUAAUAAAAGAAUGUGAUGAACGCAUUGCAGAGGAAGCUGGCGAAAUGCCUAAUCUGUCGGUGGAUAAACCCUCGGCUAACGUUGUUGCACCUCCUGCAUCUGAGUUGUCGGACAAUGUUGCUAUUGCGUCUGAAGGUGCUCAACCAACUAUCAACCUGUCCCAUCAAGGAUCUGCUGCCAAACCAAAAUACAGACAUGAAUUUUAUCAGAAACCAGAAGAGGUGGUGGUGACUAUAUUUGCCAAGGGCAUACCAGCCAAGAAUGUUUUUGUUGACUUUGGUGAACAAAUACUUAGUGUUAGCAUUGAUGUGCCGGGUGAAGAAACUUAUUCUUUCCAGCCUAGGUUGUUUGGCAAGAUAACACCUGCAAAAUGCAGAUACGAAGUGAUGUCUACCAAAAUUGAGGUCCGCCUUGCAAAAGCUGAACUGUUACACUGGACAUCUCUCGAGUAUACAACGGAGCCUGUUGUAGUUCAGAGGCCUCUUGUGUCAUCAGAUGCCCCGCGGCCCAGUUAUCCUUCCUCGAAACUGAGAAAUGUGGAUUGGGAUAAACUAGAAGCUGAAGUGAAAAAAGAGGAAAAAGAUGAAAAAUUGGAUGGAGAUGCAGCAUUGAACAAAUUUUUCAGAGACAUUUACCAAGAUGCUGACGAGGACACCAGAAGAGCCAUGAUGAAAUCCUUUGUGGAAUCUAAUGGGACUGUUCUGUCCACAAACUGGAAAGAAGUUGGCACAAAGAAGGUCGAAGGAAGCCCUCCGGAUGGCAUGGAGCUGAAGAAAUGGGAGAUCUAGUGUCAAUUUCCUGUUCAUCUUUUUUGACUGUUUCUUUUUGAGCUGUGUCAUUCUUGCUAUUUUAUUGUAGAAGAAUUUGUUCAUAUUUUCUUUUCUAAGGUUUUAAAUUUUGUUCGCUGCUGUUGGAUUGAGAUUCCUGAACUUGCUUAUAGCAAUAUACCUUUUGUGAAGGGCGUUCAAAUUGUGGACAGCUUUUCUUUUCAA
Solanum dulcamara is the source of this 1487-nucleotide messenger RNA. RefSeq names its product protein SGT1 homolog. Lineage: Eukaryota; Viridiplantae; Streptophyta; Magnoliopsida; Solanales; Solanaceae. Gene Ontology annotation, molecular function: protein-folding chaperone binding. The transcript is spliced from 10 exons. The coding region runs from base 171 to 1283 and encodes 370 amino acids. Gene Ontology annotation, cellular component: cytoplasm; nucleus. Gene Ontology annotation, biological process: protein stabilization; defense response to fungus. The record is from RefSeq and is a predicted model, not a curated record.